Fusarium redolens is the source of this 2016-nucleotide messenger RNA. Its product is annotated as major facilitator superfamily domain-containing protein. Gene Ontology annotation, biological process: transmembrane transport. Lineage: Eukaryota; Fungi; Ascomycota; Sordariomycetes; Hypocreales; Nectriaceae. Gene Ontology annotation, cellular component: membrane. Gene Ontology annotation, molecular function: transmembrane transporter activity. The coding region runs from base 257 to 1768 and encodes 503 amino acids. The transcript is spliced from 4 exons. The record is from RefSeq and is a predicted model, not a curated record.
GAUUGGUGCGAUUCGACUCGUCUUGUUUAUGGCUGCUGCGCCGGGUAAUAUUCAGGUGAUGUGACCCAAAUCCGGGGUAGAUAGUCUGGGGCUGGUGCAGUUGAGGCACUCCCACUGUUAAUUAUAUUAAAACCACGACAUCCGCCCAUUUGUGCUCAGCCUAGCUCGGACAACCAUUCUGGCGAGGUCCUUCUUUCAUCAUCCUUGCUGUUUUCCGACCCCAUUCAGCCUCUCAUAUCACCCAUCACUAUCACCCAUGCCACCUUCGAUCACGACCAUGACACAUCAGAAGGACGAGGCAAGCUCCAAGGCUAGCAUUCACAGCAAACUAUCCGCCGUCAAUCUUGAGACUGUUCCUAGCUCGGUAGUUGGAACCAGCGUCGAGCUUGAUGAGGAGACGAACAGAAAGUUGCUUCGAAAGAUCGACCGGAAGCUGAUGCCUGUGCUCUGCUUGACCUACGCCCUGCAAUACUACGACAAGGCCAUCCUCAGCCAGGCCGCCAUCUUCGGCUUGCGAGAGGACCUGAAACUCACCACUGGCAUCAAAUACUCCUGGGUCUCUCUCAUUUUCUACUUUGGAUAUAUCGCAGGUACUUAUCCCGCCUCAUUCCUCGCCCAACGUUACCCGAUUCGAAUUGUCUGCACGUCUAUCUGCAUUGUAUGGUCUUUUGUCAUCCUUUGCACACCGGCCUGUACUUCCUAUACCGGACUCCUCGUGAAUCGCUUUAUGCUUGGUCUUGUCGAGGCAGGUGUAUCACCUAUCUUCAUGCUCGUCGUAGGUCUCUGGUAUACCCACUCGGAGCAGGUCUCACGAUCUAGUUGGUGGUAUUCCUGCAGCGGAGGAUCUCUUCUUAUCUCACCCCUAAUCAAUUACGGACUUGGCCAUAUCAAGGGAGGCGCUCUCAAUUCCUGGCAGUGGAUGUAUAUCAUCGCCGGACUCGCUACUCUGGCCUGGGGUAUUGCCCUCUGGUGGCUGUUCCCCGAUAGCCCUCAGAAUGCCAAGGGAUUUACGGAAGCCGAGCGCCGACUCCUCUUGGAGCGAGUCCGAGAAAACAAUGCCGGGAUUGAGGACAAACAUUUCAAGUCCUACCAGUUCCGGGAGGCCUUAUUUGACUAUCGGCUAUGGGGUAUCAUGAUUCUAUCUAUCGUGUCCUGCACAGGUUCCGGCGCCGUGACAACAUUUGGAACUAUCGUCUUCAAGGAUAUGGGCUUUGAUGUGUUUACUUCACUGUUGCUUAACCUACCCAUUGGAGCCCUAGCCUUUAUCUGUAUUCUCGGUUCAGGCUAUAUCGGCAGGAAGGUUCCCAACUCUAGGUUGUAUAUUAUUGCCGGGGCAUGUGUUCCUGUCAUUCUCGGCUGUUCCUUGAUCUGGCAACUUCCAGACUCUAACAAAGCAGGGCGUAUCAUCGGCUUCUAUCUUGUCAACUUCUUCUCCUCUGCGUGGGUUCAGUGCAUCGGCUUGGGGACUUCCAAUGUUGCUGGACAUACUAAGAAGGCUGUAUAUGCUGCUUCAACGUUUAUUGGUUACUGUCUUGGAAACAUCAUCGGUCCUCUCAUGUUUGACGCGAAAUUUGCCCCGCGUUAUGACGAAUCAUUUACCGGAAUCAUGAUCUGCUUUACGGUCUGUGUCUUUGCUUCCCUUGCACUCCGAUGGUUAUUUGAUCGGGAGAACAAGCACCGCGACAAGGCUUAUGGUUCUCCUAACCUCAGUCACGGCUUAGAGGAUCUGACAGAUCGGGAAAAUAAAUCGUUUAGAUACAGGCUAUAGUUUGUGUUAAAUGACAUCACCGGAAAGAAGCAUUAAUAUCACGAUAACUUGGCUUGUCAUGAACUCCUUUGACACAAUAAGUAACUUGUUCUUUGCUGUUUUAUAUAGCCUGUUCUCGAUACACCAAGAUGUAAUACGCACACCGUUUUUCUUAUAAGUGCAAUGUUAUAGAAUGCUUUUAGAUUUGGCCAUUGAAUAAAUUCACGAGCAGUCUGUCCGGUAUAGUUCCUGAACUCGGCGAUGUUUUC